AUGCCAAUCACCGGUGUUUACUUUAUUCCCUCCCACCCAAACUCAUCAACCGCCCUCCCAGCCCUCACAGAGCGCCUCCGCGCCGCCUUCCCAGAUGAGGAGCUCAUCCCCACUGGCCGGUGGAAUCUCGAGCAGAAGCUGAUGCGAGAUACCCCGGGCCUGAUCGCAUCACCCAACAGCCCUUCGAAACCCAGCUACAUGCAAUUCCUCCAGCUAACGCAUUACCCCAAACACGGCUUCGUCUACACCUCCGAGCCGCCUGAGAAGACUCUCCAGCACCCAGCUUCUGCCCACCCGGCCCACGCUCCCAGUGCGCCAGGCGCUGUCCCUUCCAAUGCUUCUGCGCCGGCAGCGGCUCCAAUAACCGUAUCUGGCUCCCAGGCUAGCACUAGCACCGCGGCCCCAGAUGCCCAGCCCAUGGUCAUGGCUACUCUCCCCACCUCGUCCUUCGGCACGCUGUUUCACCAUUUCACCUACGCGUGCCAGCCAUUCUGGUGUCACAAGCUGACUGUCGCGGUUCCGGCUGGGAUCAUCUACGAUCUUGGGGAUUUCCGUGUGCGCCUCGGCGACGUGCGCCAGACGUUUCCGACGGGCCGAGUGCGCGGCACCAUUGUUGAGAUCGAGUGGCGUGGGCCAUCGGUCAUCGAGACGGCUCUCGCACCCAAGGAGGGGAGUGAGGAUGCGGAUUCCGGGAUUGAUGUCGACUUCUCUGCGGUCGAGGAGGCCGACGUGGAUGCGGAGUAUGCUGCUACGGCGGUGCUGAUUCGGGAGUUCUGGGCCCGGUUUAGUGUCGAUGGGGCACGGGAGGCUAUUCUGGUUCCUGGGAUUGGGAAGGAGGUGAAGGAUCAGUUGCGGAGGUGUAGGGCCGGAAAGAAAAAGAAGGUUGAGAAUGUGGCGUUUAGCUUGGGGGGUGUGGUUGUGGACGAAGAUCCGGAUCCUAAUGCUGGAGCGGAUUUGGCGAGGCAGUAUAUGGAGGUUUUGCGGUUCAAUCGGUAG
This is a messenger RNA of Penicillium chermesinum, 996 nucleotides long. RefSeq lists its product as uncharacterized. The record is from RefSeq and is a predicted model, not a curated record. NCBI's taxonomy places the organism in Eukaryota, Fungi, Ascomycota, Eurotiomycetes, Eurotiales, Aspergillaceae. Gene Ontology annotation, biological process: regulation of transcription by RNA polymerase II. Gene Ontology annotation, molecular function: transcription coregulator activity. Gene Ontology annotation, cellular component: mediator complex. The transcript has 2 exons. The coding region runs from base 1 to 996 and encodes 331 amino acids.